AUGAGGUGCAGGUGGUGUCUCGGUGUCAAGUCGAGUCAAGUCGAGUCAAGUCGAGUCAAGUCGAGUCAAGUUGUUUCAGUCCUUAGAUUCCCCAUUUCCUUCCGUGGAGACGAGGUCAUUAUCUUCAAGUCAGCCUCUGAUGUGCCAGGCUUGGGUGAUCGUGUGGACGUGAAUGUAGACGAUGCCGCCCAGAUCGAGGAUGAAAGUAUCCUGGGCCUAGCGAUCUCAGGCGAACUGUCCCUUUAUCCAAUCUUGGCCGGCUCUGUCGUCAGCCUCACAGUCGGACUCAAUGAAGCCUGUUUCGCCAUCGACACACCCCGAAGGGGUACUAAACCUUAA
Messenger RNA from Protopolystoma xenopodis, 339 nucleotides. The record is from the annotation of a GenBank genome assembly. NCBI's taxonomy places the organism in Eukaryota, Metazoa, Platyhelminthes, Monogenea, Polystomatidea, Polystomatidae.